Zophobas morio is the source of this 1798-nucleotide messenger RNA. Its product is annotated as tRNA (guanine(37)-N1)-methyltransferase-like. Gene Ontology annotation, biological process: mitochondrial tRNA methylation; tRNA N1-guanine methylation. Gene Ontology annotation, molecular function: tRNA (guanine(37)-N1)-methyltransferase activity. The transcript has 3 exons. Lineage: Eukaryota; Metazoa; Arthropoda; Insecta; Coleoptera; Tenebrionidae. Gene Ontology annotation, cellular component: cytoplasm; mitochondrial matrix. The coding region runs from base 16 to 1482 and encodes 488 amino acids. The record is from RefSeq and is a predicted model, not a curated record.
UACCCAAAAACGUGCAUGUUUACCGUCGGUUUUUACAAAUUCGCCCCAAAAUUGUUACCCAAGAUUGGUAGAAUUUGCAAUACACGUAUCCAUUUAACCCCCAACAUGACUCACAACCCUAACCUCUUAAAACCCCCAGAGCACGUGUCAGGUCUCACCACUCUGAACAAAUCUCUAUUCGAAAAAACGGUCACUUUACCUUGUCUCGUAAUAAAAGACGUGAAAAUCUCGUCAGUUCUACCCCACGUGAAGAAAUUUUUACUAAAAUUGGAUAAUUUCAAACCUGUGAGAAACAUCUCCGAAAAUGAAGCCCACAUCUACUUAAACCCGGACCUCGUGACCCGGUGGAGUGACUUAAGUGCAGACACCCCCCUUUUGACUGAGAGUAACCUACAAAUGCAAACGUGCACCCUCACGUAUGACAAUUUCUCCCUGGAAAGUGUCCUCCGAGCCGUGUUACCCCCACAAAUCGAAGGAACGUCGAGUUUCACUAAAGUGGGGCACAUCGUCCACGUGAACCUGCGCGAGCACCUGCUCCCCUACAAAGACCUAAUCGGACAAGUGUUAUACGAAAAAGUCGCCAAUUGUCGCACCGUGGUGAACAAGGUGGCUAUAAUCGACAACACCUACCGGAAUUUCAACAUGGAGGUGCUGCAAGGCGACGACGACAUGUUGACUUCAGUCAAAGAAAACAAAUGUGUGUUUGAGUUCGACUUCUCCAAGGUGUAUUGGAACUCAAGGUUGUGUACCGAACAUGAAAGAAUUGUGACCAUGGUGGCCAGUGGGGACGUGGUUUUUGACGUUUUUGCAGGGGUUGGACCCUUCUCUGUACCCUUAGCUAAAAAAAAGUGCCGAGUGUUUGCUAACGACUUAAACCCGGAGUCGUUCAAGUGGCUGAAUCAUAACCUCAAAAAAAAUAAAGUGGCUUCGGGGUGCUGUGACUCCUACAAUAAAGACGGAAAAGAUUUUAUAAUGAAUGAGGUUAGAAAUUUAUUGCCGGGGUUCUUAAACACGAAAAAAGUUUACAUUUUGAUGAAUUUACCGGCGUUGGCUGUGGAUUUUUUGGGGUGUUUUGUGGGGUUGUUUGACGAUAGUGAAUUGGCACAAGAGUUUGACGCUCCAGUGGUCGUUGUGUACUGUUUCGCUAAGGGUGAAAAUUGCGAACAAAUCGCCAAGAAUUUGUUGUUCGAGAAAGUAGGCUGGGAUAUUAGUGACAAGAUUAUCGAUUUGUUCAGAGUGCGGACUGUGAGUUCUUUGAAGGAAAUGAUGAGGAUCAGAUUCAAACUUGACCGGGAGAUUUUAGUCAAAAGUGGUAACCAAAAACGAAAACAAGCCCCUGAAAGUGGUGAUUUGACAGCCAAAAAAUGUCGCCAUGGGGAAAAACAAGAAGAAGACCAACAGCGUGUUCAAAGUGGCCGGAGCCAAGAGUCUGAAACCCAAAACCAAAGCGAAAGUGGUCAAAACGGAGCUGAAAAAGAUUAGCAUUAAAAAUAAGUCAAAAAUAUCAGAAAUUGACAAAGAAUUGGUGAAUCUGGAAGACAAAAUUAGGAGCACGAAUGAGAAAAAGGCACCAGUUAAAAAACAAGGUAAAUUGCCUUCACAAGACAGUAGAAAGUCGGAAGACGCUCAACUGCAAUCUCAGGCGGCGUUGGAUCAAUUAAAUGCCAUGCAGUUAUAAAACACCACAAAGUCAAAAAUACAAACUUCAAUAUAUUUUCCUCUUCACUAAAAAUAUGUAUAUAUAUAUAUAAUAUAUUAAAAAAAAAAACACUUAUUUAAAUAUAAAAUCACACAAUCA